Molecule: messenger RNA, 1827 nt
Organism: Maudiozyma barnettii
Lineage: Eukaryota; Fungi; Ascomycota; Saccharomycetes; Saccharomycetales; Saccharomycetaceae
Gene: VPS45
Product: Vps45p
Exons: 1
Coding region: 1-1827 (608 amino acids)
Biological process (GO): vesicle-mediated transport; intracellular protein transport
Cellular component (GO): Golgi membrane
Source: RefSeq, a predicted model, not a curated record
AUGGAUUUGUUUAAAGUAGGUGAUUUCUAUACACAAAGAAUAUUCAAUUCUCAAGGGAGGGCCAAUGGUGGGUUUGGUGAAAUCUCUGGCUCUAAGAAGGGUACCACUGUUCUAAAUGAGUCUAGGAUCAAAGUCUUGUUAUUGGACAAGGAUACUACGCCAGUCAUAUCCAUGUGUGCCACUCAAAGUGACUUGUUGAAACAUGAAAUAUACCUUGUAGAGACAGUUGAAAACAACAAACGUGAUAUUAUGCGUCAUUUGAAGUGCCUAGUAUAUGUGAAACCAACUGAUAAGACAAUAGAUUGUCUGGUUAAAGAAUUAGAGAAUCCUCGAUAUGGUGAAUAUCAUAUCUUCUUUAAUAACAUGGUUUCAAAGUCUCAAUUGGAACGUUUGGCAGAAGCUGAUAGUUUAAGUGCCGUAGUUAAAGUAGAAGAGAUCUUCCAAGAUUACCAAGUUCUAAACGAGUACUUAUUUUCAUUUGAUAUGGAUAAUAGAUCAUUGCUAACGCAACAGGGAAUUUGGAGUGAAGGGAAUCUGGAAUCAACUACAUCGUGUUUGACAUCAUUGUUGCUAUCAUUAAAGAUUAAACCAGAGAUAAGGUACGAUUCAGGAAGCAAAGUAUGUCGAAGACUUGCACAAAAUGUGGAUAAGACUAUAUCUACAAAUGAAAAGGUAUUGUUUGAUUUCCCAAAGAUGGAUUCUUCACCAUGUUUGAUUAUUCUAGAUCGUAACGCUGACCCUUACACGCCAUUGUUACAACCAUGGACAUAUCAAUCCAUGAUCAACGAAUACAUUGGUAUCAAGAGGAACAUAGUAGACCUUAAGGAUAUUCCACAUGUUGAUAAAUUGUUAGCUAAAGUGACGUUAUCGUCAAAGGAGGAUCAAUUUUUCAAAGAGACACGGUAUUUAAAUUUUGGUGAAUUAGGUGAUAAAGUUUCGUCCUAUGUGAAUAAAUAUAAGGACAGUAGUCAAAUUAAUUCACAAUUGGAUUCGAUAGCCGACAUUAAGAAAUUUAUUGAAAAAUAUCCUGAGUUUAAGAAACUUUCUGGAAAUGUGUCCAAACAUAUGGCAAUUGUUGGAGAACUUGAUAGGCAGUUAGCUGACCAAAAUAUUUGGGAAGUUAGUGAAGUUGAACAGAACCUUGUUGUUCAUAAAGAAUACCAAGGUGAUUAUGAAGCCCUGUUGAAGCUUUUAAAGGAUCCAAAGAUUGAUAAGGAUUACAAAUUGAAACUAGGUUGUAUCUAUUUCUUGAGACAUGAUGAAUUGGAUAGUGAUGGAAAAAUUGAAAGGAUUAAUGAGAUCUUGGAAGUAUUGAAACAAUAUCUGCCCGCUGAGGAUAUUAAUUACAUUCAUAAGUUCCGUAAGCAAUUCCAAGAUUAUAAUAAGAAGGGUGCUUCUAACAGUAAUACAGAUGCAAGCAGCGGCGGCAGUGGCACAAAAGAUGAUUUAUUAAGUGAGUUGACAAAACGGUUCAAUAGUAAGAUGGAUUUGCAUCGUCGUAUACAUGACAAUUCUACAGACAAUGUGUAUAUGCAAUAUGUUCCCAGUGUGUCACGUAUAUUGAGUGAAUUAUCCAGUAAUAAAUUGAGCGAAUCAGUCUAUAAGACAUUAGGUGGGGAUUCUGGAGUCAACGACAAUUCAGCAAGGACUAGUCCACCUCCUCAAGAUGUGGUGUUGUUUAUUGUCGGUGGUGUCACGUUCGAGGAAUCACGGUUAGUGUAUGAAUUCAAUGAAACCAUGAAGGAUAAACAAGCGGGACGGAUGCGUGUUGUUCUUGGUGGUACUUCUGUUGUCAAUACUACACAAUAUAUAAACUUCCUAAGAUAA